GUGCAUCAUGCCGCUAGCGACCCUCAGGGCAGCACUUUCGAUAGAUGGAGUGUGGUGUCAACAAAGCCGUUUGCACGACAGAAGUGCCUCACUGAGGCCAGUUGUCACACCUAUGAUAUGGCCCCACCAAAAUUGUCUGGCACAUGUGAUCAAUUCAGGAGAAUGACGCCCUCCAAGUCUGGGCAAAGCAAUUGCCCAGGUAUUUUCAAAGAAGUGGGGAGCAGCAACAUAACGUGAGAGAAGUGAAAGGCAAAAUGAUGAAGGCCGCAGUGAUGUAUGAGCCGGGCGGACCCGAAGUCUUGAAAAUUGAGAGCCGCCCAAUUCCAAAGCCACGAGAAGGAGAGGUCCUGAUCAUUGUCAAGGCAUUCGGGCUCAAUCGAUCGGAGCUGUUCACGCGGUUGGGUCACUCACCUGGCGUAACCUUCCCCCGCAUUCUCGGCAUUGAGGCUGUUGGGAUUGUUGAAGAAGCUCCGGGCAAAGAGUUUGCAAGGGGCGCAAUUGUGGCCACAGCCAUGGGGGGCAUGGGGCGCCAAUUUGACGGGGGAUACGCAGAGUAUACCUGCGUCCCUACCAACCAAGUGCAGAUGAUCAAGACUCAACUGCCUUGGGAGAUCCUAGGCGCUCUUCCCGAAAUGGUGCAAACCGCAUGGGGCUCUCUGUUCAAGGCUCUCCACUCAUUAAGGGCGAUCGCCUUCUAAUCCGAGGGGGCACGAGUUCAGUAGGGAUGACUGCUGCUGCAAUUGCUAAGAGCAAAGGCGCAUUUGUGGCAUCGACGAGCCGUAAUUCCGAUCGUGUUGACUUGCUAAAAAAGUCUGGCGCGGAUCAGGUGAUUAUCGACUCAGGUGCAAUCGCGGAGAAAGUGAAGGAGGAUGGACUUUUUGACAAGGUACUUGAGUUGGUCGGCACCACGACCCUGAAGGACUCCCUCAAGUGCGUCAAACAGCACGGCAUCGUGUGCAUGACUGGGAUUGUGGGAAACAAGUGGACCUUAGACAACUUUGCUCCUAUGGAAGCUAUCCCUACUGCGUCCUACCUCACAGCAUAUGCUGGCGAGGCCGAUGACUUCAUGCUGACGCCGCUUGCUGAGCU
Messenger RNA from Klebsormidium nitens, 1089 nucleotides. Lineage: Eukaryota; Viridiplantae; Streptophyta; Klebsormidiophyceae; Klebsormidiales; Klebsormidiaceae. The record is from the annotation of a GenBank genome assembly.